AUGCUUUCGAUGUCCCCUGAAGAUAUACCCAUGGUGGCCUUUUCCAAAAAUGCAAUGGACCCCAAGGUCAUCCUUUAUAAAGAUCUGGAUGACAACUCUCAUGAAUUUUAUUUCACCCCAGCAGCCGCCGCUCCAAAGACUCGCGAAUCUGUUCGAGGAAGUGUUUCCUGGCACAAACAGCGUACCUCUAUGGUCCUCUUCGCCGUUCUCGGAAUCGACUUGGCAUGCACUCAUCAUGGUUAUUAUUCAUAUCUGGAUGGUAAACAAGGAACCAGCAAUUUUCAUAAACCAUUCUCGAUAACACUAGGAAGUCUUCUUGCUUUUUGUGUGGUGUCAUCGUUUCUUGCGGCCAAUUGUGCUGCUCAUCUACAGAAUCAUUGGAGUCCAUAUGAAAGAAAGCAUUUACGUUAA
Molecule: messenger RNA, 411 nt
Organism: Botrytis porri
Lineage: Eukaryota; Fungi; Ascomycota; Leotiomycetes; Helotiales; Sclerotiniaceae
Exons: 1
Coding region: 1-411 (136 amino acids)
Source: RefSeq, a predicted model, not a curated record